Sphaeroforma arctica JP610 is the source of this 1070-nucleotide messenger RNA. RefSeq lists its product as hypothetical. Lineage: Eukaryota; Ichthyosporea; Ichthyophonida. The transcript has 6 exons. The record is from RefSeq and is a predicted model, not a curated record. Gene Ontology annotation, molecular function: protein binding. Gene Ontology annotation, cellular component: cytosol. Gene Ontology annotation, biological process: protein insertion into ER membrane. The coding region runs from base 110 to 1021 and encodes 303 amino acids.
UACUACUUCUUGUCGUUGAAAUCAUUCUUUACAAGUCUAAUAGAUCAUACAAGGUAGGAGCUUGUAGAUCAAAGAGCACACAUAGUACAGAUAUAAUAAUCCCAGGAAUAUGAGCAGAGCCGGGAGUAGACGCCAAAGGCGAGAAGGCAUGGCACGUGCCUUACAAAGUACCCUGAAAAAGUUAUCUGAAAGCGUAGAGCGAGGCGAGUACUAUGAAGCGCAUCAGAUGUACCGAACGGUGUACUUCCGCUAUUAUGGGCAGGAGAAGUAUGGAGACGCUCUACAAACACUUAGCGAGGGCGCAAGGCUACUGUUGAAUAAAGGACAAUACUCAAGCGGCUGUGACCUGGCGCUGACUAUUGUCGAGGUGUACAGCAACACUCACACAGAGGUCAACGAUGAAUCGAGGGAACGCAUUACGAGCAUCUAUCCUCUGAUUCCCGCAACCGAAUCACUCCGCGAGCGCUUUGUGACUCGUGCACUAGCCUGGACGGUAGACGAGGGUACCAAUACACGGGGAGACCCGCAGCUGCACCACUUGUUCGGCAUGCAGUACUACAAAGAAAAGAGCUAUGUAGAGGCCAUCAGCCACUUGAUCUAUGGCACGGAUGUGAGUGCCAGAGCAUUAGGAGAUGUGCUGGUGCAGUGUGCGUUGGAAUCCGCUGGCGAUGACCGUCACGUGGACUCUGUUAUUGCUCAGCCCUUACUAAAGCUUAUCAGUUUGCAAGAUCUGCAAUCCGCCAACACAGCCUUCUCUCGAGUCAUCAGCAAACACCCUGAGAUAGGAGACUUCCCCAGAAUCUCGUAUCCACUGGUAGACUUGGUGCAGUGUUUACUUGUGCUUUGUCAGCACGAAGCAGGCCCGGUAUUCCAGGCGCUCAAAAAUAGCUACAUCCCGGUUCUACAAGAUAACCCCACCUGCGCAAAGUAUGUGAACAGAAUAGGUGAAUCUUACUACCGCAUUCAAGCGCAAAGAAGUGGGGGAAUUUUCGGCGACCUUAUGAAUCAGAUGAUGGCCUGAGCCAGUAUCGGGCACCGGUAAUUUAAAUAAAAUACCAGCACAUACACAA